AGAACCCCAAAAUUGGAGGAGUUCCACAUUCUUGUGGGGAGCUUGCUUACCCUGCGUUUUAUCUAACAGGAGCUUCCGGGCCUUGCUCCGCGAAUAGCCGAUGCUAUGGCUUGCUUUGACCCUCGAGGCCACGUGCGUUUCCACAGGUGUGGAGAACCCGGGACGCCAAAAGGUCAAUCAAUCAAUCGAUCAAUCAAUCAAUCAUGGGAGGAGCUUCACAUUCUCUGAGUGGCACGUAGCCACGCCAGUCCACAAGGUUCGUUCGAACUGCCAGAUGCGUCCAGCACUCCGCAUUUCCACAGCAUCUUGGAGAACUGCCCUUUCGUCCCAACAUACACACACUUUUCAUCCCAACAAUGGAGAACCUAGCCGAGCCUAUGUUCUUAAGACAUCACACACCAGGCAAGAUCAUCAGCCACCCUUAUACAAACGCACAGAAGAGUUGCCUCAAUGUCUAUCCUCCCACCAUCCAUCAUGUCACCGAAUGCCCACCACCGCAGCCAGAGUGACAGCACCAUUCACCACUUUGCCGAUAAUAGAGACGACGAGACGUUCAUCGGCGGAUCACACGACGCCCUCGCUCCAGUUGGCAUAUCGUUCCGUGGCCAGGAUGGUAGCUUAUACCUGGGCAAUGUGUCGAUCGAACAGAACACGCUAGUACGACAGUACCUCCGCCGCACAUUUGGGGUCGUGAACUUCUACUUUUGCGAGCCGUGGGUUGUAUUGGGUUGCAGUACCUAAAGGCCGGCUGCCACCAUCAGUUGGUGGCUUAAUUGGUAUAUGGCGAACAACCGAUGAUAUGGACUUUAUGCCUAUUAUCGGCGAGGAUGGACGGAUUGAUGACGAGAUCGAACUAGAGCCGUCCAUGCUGGAUGUAUUCGAGCUUGGUCUGACCCCAGCCGA
Lasiosphaeria miniovina is the source of this 903-nucleotide messenger RNA. RefSeq lists its product as uncharacterized. The record is from RefSeq and is a predicted model, not a curated record. The transcript has 2 exons. The coding region runs from base 101 to 658 and encodes 185 amino acids. NCBI's taxonomy places the organism in Eukaryota, Fungi, Ascomycota, Sordariomycetes, Sordariales, Lasiosphaeriaceae.